Messenger RNA from Cucurbitaria berberidis CBS 394.84, 3834 nucleotides. Its product is annotated as PigN-domain-containing protein. The transcript has 4 exons. NCBI's taxonomy places the organism in Eukaryota, Fungi, Ascomycota, Dothideomycetes, Pleosporales, Cucurbitariaceae. The record is from RefSeq and is a predicted model, not a curated record. Gene Ontology annotation, cellular component: endoplasmic reticulum membrane. Gene Ontology annotation, molecular function: mannose-ethanolamine phosphotransferase activity. Gene Ontology annotation, biological process: GPI anchor biosynthetic process. Bases 1 to 3834 code for a protein of 1277 amino acids.
AUGCGCGAGCAUCGGGUGGAGACCCAAGAAGCACCUGCAAACCGUCUAGUUCUUUUCGUCGGUGACGGCCUUCGCGCGGACAAGGCAUUUCAGUCCUUUCCCAACCCUGAUCCCAAUGCGCCUACGCCGCUCGCGGAUGACCCUGCCAUACCGCGACCCCUCGCUCCCUACCUUCGCUCCCGAGUCUUGGAAAGCGGCACAUUUGGCGUCUCUCAUACGCGCGUCCCUACCGAAUCUCGACCAGGACACGUUGCGCUCAUCGCGGGGUUAUACGAAGAUGUUUCGGCGGUCACAACGGGGUGGAAGCUGAACCCGGUGAACUUUGACAGUGUGUUCAAUAGGAGUAGACAUACAUGGAGCUGGGGCAGCCCAGACAUCCUGCCUAUGUUUGAACAUGGAGCUGUGCCAGGAAGAGUAGACUCAUACUGCUACGAAGCGGAAAUUGAGGACUUCUCAAAGGAUGGCUGGGGGCUAGAUGAAUGGGUCUUUGAGAGGGUCAAGAAGCUGUUUACGGAUGCGAAGACCAAUGCCACGCUGGACGCUGAGCUGAGGCAGGAGAAGAACGUCUUCUUUCUUCAUUUGCUUGGGCUGGAUAUUGCCGGUCAUGGGCAUCGACCAUAUUCGUGGCAGUACUUGCACAACAUCCAGUUCGUGGAUCAGGGCGUGCAGGAAAUUACGCGGCUCAUCGAGGAGUUUUAUGAUGACGAUAAGACGGCCUUUGUGUUUACGGCAGACCAUGGCAUGAGCGACUGGGGCAGUCACGGAGACGGGCAUCCGGACAAUACGCGCACACCGUUGAUCGCGUGGGGCGCUGGUGUCGCAACACCGGUUAAGAACACCUCUGGCGUGGCUCAAGGCCAUGAUGAGUUUUCAUCCGACUGGGGCCUGGACGAGAUCGAACGACAUGAUGUAGACCAGGCCGACGUCGCAGCAUUGAUGGCCUAUCUUGUCGGUCUUGACUUUCCAACAAACUCAGUUGGAGUACUACCACUUUCGUAUCUCAGUACGGAUACCAAGACAAAGGCAGAAGCACUCCUAGUCAACGCAAAAGAGAUACUAGAGAUGUAUCACGUUAAGGAAGAGCUGAAGAAGUCCUCGGAGCUUCGUUACCAGCCCUUCCCUGGGCUAGGAGACGAGGCACAUUCGGUGGAGCACCGAGUCUCUCAGAUACAACAAGCCAUUGAUGACGACAAAGUUGACGAGGCAAUUCUUCAAACUUAUGAGCUCAUUGACCUCGGCCUCGAAGGUAUGAGAUACCUGCAAAGAUACGAUUGGUUGUUCCUACGGACACUAGUCACGGCUGGGUAUGUCGGCUGGAUUGUGUUUGCCAUUACCACUGUCAUCGACCUCCAUGUGCUCACGGAACAUGUGCCGGCUCUCAGGACAACUCAAAGCAUAGCCAUGUUCUCUGGGGUGCUAGUUGCACUUUUCGCUGUUAUUCUCAAGCAGCGAUCACCUUGGGUCUAUUACGUGUAUGCUUUCUUCCCAGUCCUCUUCUGGGAGGAAGUGUACGCUCGCCGUGGGUCCCUCACUAAGGGAGGCAAGAUCCUUUUUGGCCACGUUUCCUCGAACGGUGACAUCGCCAAGCUUGUACUCUCCACGCUCGGCUUUUUCGGUCUUUUGGAAGCUCUGGUUCAAAGCUACUUCGUCAGGGAAAUUUAUACCGUCUGCUAUCUGCUUGCCACGUGCUGGCCGGCAGUCUACGGUCAGGUAUUUAUGAAAAAGAAUCUGGGGACUGUCGCCACCUGGGUACUGUCCUGCAUCAUCAUGAGUGCCUUUACCAUGCUUCCUGCAAACAAAGCAGAGGAUACUCGGCUCAUCUUGCUUGGCGGAGGGCUGAUGUUCGCCGUUGGCGCACUGUACCUUUUCUUUGAGAAGCACCUUCUUGCGGAUGCAAAGUCGGAUGACGAGCUCGCUGAACCCAGGCUAGAUGACAAGUCUCGCAUUAUCCUCAGCGUUCAGCUCGGUCUAGUGCUACUGUCCAUGAUUGUCACCAAGAGCAGCAUUGGCUACACCCAGGCUCGACAAGGGCUGCCGCUCGGGGUCCUGGUGGUGGGAUGGGCAACCCUUGUAGCUUCGCUGGUCGUACCUCAGCUCCAUGGCUUGUAUCCAAACAGCCACUACGUGCACCGGCUCGUUGUCAUCUUCCUACAAUUCGCGCCCACCUUCAUCAUCCUGACCAUCUCGUACGAGGGUCUGUUCUACUUUGCCUUCUUCCUUUGCCUCUUCAGCUGGAUGCGGCUAGAGCAUCAAGUCUCGCUCCACACGACCCAGACGCAAAAAACGGCUGCCGCGUCGACCAACCCCCUAAAGCCAGCCAUCGAAGCCGCAGCAGACCGACUUGGGGCAAUUCGAAAGGGCGACUACCGCUCGCUCACGCUGGCCGAUGCUCGGAUCGCUCUCUUCUUCUUCUUCUUCAUUCAAUCGGCCUUCUUCAGCGCGUCCAACAUUGCAUCUGUGUCGUCCUUCUCCCUCGACGCGGUGGCGCGCCUCAUUCCCGUCUUCGACCCCUUCUCGCAAGGCGCCCUACUCAUGCUCAAACUCAUGGUGCCCUUUGCGGCGCUGUCAGCCAACUUUGGGCUGUUGAACCGCAGGCUAGGGGUUGCGCCUUCAGCGCUGUUCAUGGUGGUCAUGGCGGUUAGCGAUGUCAUGACGCUGAAUUUCUUCUUCAUGGUCAAGGAUGAGGGCAGCUGGCUGGACAUUGGGACAACGAUUAGUCAUUUUGUGAUUGCGAGUCUGCUUGGGGUCUUCGUUGCGGGGCUUGAGAUGUACAGUGAGUGGACGAUCAAGGGGGUGGAGUUUAGUGACGGGAGGAAAGCUGGGACCCAGAGCAACGGCAGGAGCACCAAGGGCAAAGUGAACGGGCAGAGCAACUACGUUGAGCACGACGCCCCUCCCCGCUCUCAAUCCUUCGACGAGUACGCCGAGAAGCGCCCCGAGUCGAGCCGCAAGGAAUCCCACCAGCAGGAUCCCACCACGGACGCUGAAAUGUAUCCACGCCCGCAGCAGCCCCAGGAGACGGCCUACCCGCAGGGUGUCCCCAACGGCAGCCACAACGCAAUGCCCAUUCGCAGUCAGCAGAUUCCCAACAUGGGCAUCAAACAGCCAGAGCCCAUGCCCGAUCUGCUUACAGCCGCUUUCAACCAGGCUGUCCGGCCCUACACCGAGAAGAUCGAGCAGCUCGAGAGCCAGCUCGCCGACAUGCAGGCCUGGGUCGACCAGCUGGAGCAGCAGCGCGCUGAAGUACACAACUGGAUUGACAAGCGCGGACUGCGACCUGAUGUCCCUGCCUCCAUCGCCAAGAUCAUGGACACCACCACAUCGGAUGCCGCGCCCACGCUCAACGCACAGCUGGAUCGCAAGAUUACCAUUGUUAACUUCGAUCUACAUCGUCUUCAAGACGACCUCAACGACUCCAUUUCAUCAUCACACUUCGCCUCCGCCAUGCUGAAAUUCCUACCUGACAUCCAGCGGUUGACGCUCCUUCCAUCGGGUCCCCGCUAUGCCUUUGACCUCAUCCUCAAGCUUGGCGGCAACCUCAACUCUCACGGCGGCAUCGAUAGCGCCGAUGCCAGCGAUAUUGCAGCGCGCCGUGACUUCUAUACCAGACUGGACGAAGCCAUGGUCGAUGUCGUCCAGCGCCGGUUCGGCGAGAGCGAGGACUGGAAUGUCCAGCGCGAAAUCAAGCGCAUUGAAAAGACUGCCAGCUACCUCAAGACAUAUGGCGUCGAGCCCUACUUCCCACAGACGCUCGAGAUGAUGAAGCGGGAGAUGGAGUUCCAACAGCCAAACGGUGUGCCUAAUGGGCAGGGAACUCCCCCGCGGUACCAUUAG